AUGGCACCGCCGGAGACUCGAUCCUCGACGGACCGUAUGGGUGACAUUGAGCGUCGGUUAGACCAGCAGCAAAGCAUCCUUGAGUCGGUCACCACUCGUAUGGAACAGCAAUCAUCAGAUAUCGGCGAUCUGAAAGUAACAUUACAGGAUAUAUCCACCAAGCUAUCCAACCUUCAUUCUCCGUUUGCGAAUCGUCCGGCGUCUGCUGAUGCGGUUUCCCAAACCCAUGUCUCUCCCCGUCUUCCUGCCUUCGGUUCAUUCCAUGAGCUGCACAACUCUGGGUCUUCUUCCAGCUACUCGAUUGCCACAAAACAGAGUCGCGUUGAGUUUCCGAAGUUCGACGGCUCUGACUUCCGUGGGUGGGCCUAUCGAGCUCGCCAAUUUUUUGAGGUAGAUGGCACACCAGCUGACCAGCGCAUUCGACUCUUGAGCAUUCACCUUGAAGGUCAUGCAUUGCAGUGGCAUCAAACCUUCAUGCGUCACCGCUCCUCUGCUGAUAUUUCCUGGGCCGAGCACUUCAGGCAAAUGGAGGUCAAAUUCGCCGAUGUGCGAGAUGAACACCCUCUCAUUACACUAAAGAAGCUUCAACAACUUUCUACUUCAGUUUCCGAAUAUGAACAGCAGUUCGACGAGCUCCUAUCGGAAGUUGACAUUCCCGAACCCGUAGCUAUCAAUCUCUUUAUUGGAGGUCUUCGGCCUGAUAUACAGAAGUUCGUCCUCAACUUCGCUCCGUCCACCCUGACAAGUGCAAUGUCGACGGCCCGUUUGCAGGAAUCAACCAUUCAUGCUCUACACGAGAAUGCACCGGUGUCUUAUCACCGUUCGGUCCCUCCAACAGGAAGUUCUGCGUUCGGGGUUCAACCGGGUUCUGCAUUAGGCCCAAAAAUAAGCCCAUCCGUGGAUGCUACAGGGUUUUCUAAACCCAAACCCAUAUACCAGUCUUCGAUCCAACCGAGCGUCUCUGCAGCGGCUUCAACUUUUCCGAACACUAAAUCAGCCAUUUCUUCCAAACCCACCCGCCAGCUUUCGAAACGGGAAAUGGAUGAUAGGCGCCGAAAAGGGUUAUGUUAUUGGUGUCCAGAGAAGUUUGCUCCAGGCCAUCGCUGUAAGGAGUCGCACUUGUUCACGUUGGUGAUUGAUGAAGAUGAUGAGCACUUUGAGGAUGCCAUAGGGGUCGCCCAGAUUGAUGCAGAGGGGGCGAUCAAUGCUAUUGAAGGGGAUGACAAAGCUCCUACUCUGAAACUGAUGGGCCAAAUUAAAAACCAGAAAGUGAUCAUUCUAGUAGAUACCGGGAGCACACACAAUGUGCUGCAUACUUCUGUUGCUAAGCGGCUCCAAUUAAAACCAGUGGAACGGAACGCCAUUCGACUCACUGUAGCGGACUCACGGCAGGUAACUGUGUCUAAAUGCUGCCCAAAUUUGUCUUGGGAUAUGGGUAACUCCACCUUUGUUGCUGAUUUUUUAGUAAUGAAAAUUGGUGGUUAUGACAUGAUUCUGGGCACCCAAUGGCUAAGAACUAUAGGUCGUUUUACGAUGGAUAUUGAUUUGCGGUUAUUUGAAUUCACUUCUGGGGGCAAGAAAAUUGAGUUGCGUGGCUUAGGGUAUGCACCCUCUCCUGUCAUAAAAGAGCUCUCUUCAAACCAUGAUAUUCUCACUGCUGCAUGUAUUUUCCUUUUGAACACAUCAUCCUCCUUGCACGUGGGGUUGGGUAAUACUUCCCCACUUCCAGAAAUGUGUCAACAGGAAUUACUCAGAUUAUUGGACACCUAUGCUGAUAUUUUUGAGGAACCGAAGGAACUUCCCCCUUCAAGGCCUUAUGAUCAUGCGAUUCCACUUCAUAAUGAUAAGCCUAUUAGUUGCCGACCUUACCGGUAUGGUCCUGCACAGAAAACUGAAAUUGAGAAGCAAGUUCAAGAAAUGCUUCAGAAUGGUAUUAUUCGAGAGAGUUCCAGUUCUUUUGCAGCUCCAGUAGUUUUGGUAUAG
This is a messenger RNA of Neltuma alba, 1983 nucleotides long. RefSeq lists its product as uncharacterized. The coding region runs from base 1 to 1983 and encodes 660 amino acids. Lineage: Eukaryota; Viridiplantae; Streptophyta; Magnoliopsida; Fabales; Fabaceae. The record is from RefSeq and is a predicted model, not a curated record. Gene Ontology annotation, molecular function: aspartic-type endopeptidase activity. The transcript has a single exon. Gene Ontology annotation, biological process: proteolysis.